AUGUCUGCUCCUGAGGAUACGGAUGAGACAAUUCCUAUCAGAAUCACUAAUGCGGAGCUAGCACGUAUAGUGAGAGAACAAAAAGCAGCAAAUGCAGCACUUACCAAGAGACUCCAAGAGUUGGAGAAGAAGGUGGAUAAAGACAAGGAGAGCGAGUCUGGGGAUGAUGAAGGGAGUGAAGAGGAGAAAGAUGACACUGAUCAAGACGUCCCGGCUGAUCAGAGACCUUUCCUCAAUGCCCUAAGAACCAUGGAUGAAAAGAUAGACCUACCAGUUUUCAGUGGUAAAAUGAAUGCAGAUUUGGCCUUGGAUUGGAUAGAGGCCUUGACAAGUUUCUUCGAGUGUGAAGACAUUCCAGAAAAGAAGAGAGUGAAGAUGGCAAAAUCCAAGUUAAAGGGUGCAGCCUUAACUUGGUGGAACUUCAUCCAGACAGAGAGGGUGAAGAAUGGGAAGAGUAUGAUAAAUUCGUGGAACAAGAUGAUAGCCCUAGUGAAGGAAACAUAUGUACCAGAAGACUAUGGGGUACAACUUCAUAGAAGGAAGCAAAGCCUAAAGCAGAAGGAUAUGGACGUAGGCUCCUACACUGAGGAGUUCUUGAAACUAUGCAUGAAAACAAAUGUGGUAGAAGAUGAAGAAGAGAAACUAGCAAGGUAUAUGAAUGGUCUCAAGAUGUCCAUUCAAGAGGAACUCAGCCUACACUGCCCUACCACGGUGAGCAAGUGCUAUCAAAUGGCACUCAAGGUAGAGGAGAAGUGGAAAAGAAAGCAAGAAACAAAUAAGGGAAAGAACAAUGACAGUGGGAAGAACUAUAGAGGAAGAGGAAACCCUUGGAACAAAGGCAGUAGCAGUAGGACCAAUGACCAAGCUGACAAGGAAAACCAUGACUCUAAUUUUAGAGGGAACUAUAGAGGAAGGAGACCCUUUAAUAGGGGAAGAUCAAACACGGGAAGAGGAAAUGGAAAUGGAACCAUAAGGUGUUACUACUGCAAUCAGUUGGGACACCAUGCAGGAAGAUGCCCAGAGAAGAAGAACAAUAACAAUCAAGGUGAAAGAAGAGCACAACUCGUUCAAGAGGACAAACAAGAGAACAACACUGGUGCAAGGGACUUGGAACCGGAGGAAGGAGUAUGCUUAAUGAUGAGACAAAUCUUUCUACAAGUACCACAAAAUCAAGAACCUCCACAAAGGAAGAACCUCUUCAGAACAAAGAUCAAGUGCCAUGGGAAGGUAUGCAAUUUGCUUAUAGACUCUGGUUCAACUGAAAAUUUAGUUUCUAAUGAAAUGGUCCAAAAACUAAAUCUUCCUAGGCAGCCACAUCCUUUUCCUUACCAUGUCUCUUGGCUUACCAAAGGUCAGCAAACACUAGUAACUGAACAAGCAUGGGUAGAAUUUUCAAUCUCAGAUUUCAAGGAUAAAGUCCUUUGUGACAUUGUUGAAAUGGAUGCUUCCCACAUCCUUUUAGGCAGGCCUUGGCAAUUUGACGUGGAUGCCACACACCACUGUAGGAAGAAUACCUACUCCAUCAUCAAAGAUGGGAAAACCUUCACCAUGAAACCCCUUCCUGAUAAUAAGGGUGAAAAGGAACCUACUGUUAUCAUUAUGGGUAAGAAAGAAAUGAUGAAAGCAUUGAAAGAACCUGAAACUGAGUCCUAUGUCCUGAUUACCAAACCUAAGGACAGCAUAAGAUGUGAUGAUAAGGACCCUACACCAAAUGAAGUCAAGAACCUUUUAGAAAAAUACAGUGCUGUCACUGCUAGUGACCUACCCACAAGCCUCCCUCCCUUAAGAGAAAUUAGUCACCAGAUUGACUUAAUUCUGGGCUCAUCUUUACCCAACAAGGCCCCAUACAAAAUGACACCAUCUCAGACUGUAGAGAUUGCAAGGCAAGUUGCUGAACUGUUGGAGAAGGGACUGAUUCAGAAAAGCCUUAGUCCAUGUGCUGUCCCAUCAGUCCUAGCCCCUAAAAAGGAUGGAAAAUGGAGGUUGUGCACGGACAGCAGGGCCUUGAAUAAAAUUACCAUAAGAUACCGGUUUCCUAUCCCAAGAAUGGAGGAUUUAUUGGACCAACUUGGCACUGCUGGUUAUUUCUCAAAAAUUGAUUUAAAAUCAGGCUAUCACCAAAUCAGGAUCAAACUGGGAGAUGAAUGGAAGACAGCGUUUAAAACAACGGAAGGUUUGUUUGAAUGGCUUGUUAUGCCAUUUGGUUUGAGCAAUGCUCCAAGUACAUUUAUGAGACUUAUGAACGAAAUUUUUAGUGAUUUUUUUUGGUAA
Molecule: messenger RNA, 2271 nt
Organism: Cryptomeria japonica (Japanese cedar)
Lineage: Eukaryota; Viridiplantae; Streptophyta; Pinopsida; Cupressales; Cupressaceae
Exons: 1
Coding region: 1-2271 (756 amino acids)
Biological process (GO): proteolysis
Molecular function (GO): nucleic acid binding; aspartic-type endopeptidase activity; zinc ion binding
Source: RefSeq, a predicted model, not a curated record